GCUCACCUGGUGGCAGCGUUUGAACAGAGUCUGGGCAACAUGACCAUCAGACUGAAGAGUCUCACCUUGACGGCAGAGCAGAAGGACUCUGAGCUGAAUGAGCUGAGGAAGACCAUUGAGCUGCUGAAGAAGCAGAACGCCGUUGCUCAGGCGGCCAUCAACGGAGUCAUCAACACACCUGAACUCACGCCUCGAGGGGACAGAACAGGCAGCAGCAACGGCAGUCCACAGCAGCAGCAGCAGCAGCAGCAGCAGCAGCAGCAGCCAGACCUGCGCAUCAGGAGGCAGCACUCGUCUGACAGCGUCAGCAGCAUCGCCAGCGCAACCAGUCAUUCCAGUGUGGGCUCCAACAUGGACGCUGACGCAAAGAACAAGAAGAAGAACAAGAAGAACUGGGUAAGACGUCAGAACAAUGACGACCUGUGA
Messenger RNA from Paralichthys olivaceus (Japanese flounder), 426 nucleotides. The record is from RefSeq and is a predicted model, not a curated record. NCBI's taxonomy places the organism in Eukaryota, Metazoa, Chordata, Actinopteri, Pleuronectiformes, Paralichthyidae.